GUGUGUUUGGGCUAAACCGCAGCCUGUGAUGUCUGUUCCCGUUGAUGGCAGGUUUUCAACUCCUUUGUUGAAAUAAGAAAGGAGCAACUUUGCAGAAUUUGCUUCCAAGCUUCAUUGAGAAAGAGGCAGCUUCUUAAAUGAGUGGACGGUUGCCUGGAGUACCUGUUUGUUGCUCUAGUUUUUGCAUGGAUCCCCAUUUGCUGCCAUUGUGCCAAGUGGCUCCAUUUCUGAUAAUGGAAUAUCACCCGGUCAUUUUGUAUAUUAAGGGCUGGAUUUAAUGGAGUCCGUUUGGCUGUUGGAGGAACGGAAAGGUGUGAAACUGCCUGAGUGGGAAGUCGCUCGUUCUAGGAUGGUGCAAUGGAUUUACUGAAAGAACUGAAGAGUAUGCCUAUGACUUUGGACUUACUGCAGUCCACCCGCAUUGGGAUGUCAGUAAAUGCACUGAGAAAGCAGAGCACAGAUGAAGAAGUGAUAUCGCUUGCCAAAUCCCUCAUCAAAUCCUGGAAAAAACUUCUAGAUGCUUCUGAGGAAAAAAGUGAUGAGAAAAAGAAAAGCCUGUCCUUGCCAACAUCUUCCUCGAAGGAGACUGGUAACUCAAGAGACCAAAGCUCCAACAAAAGGCAGGAGCCUCCGAAGACUCCGACCACCCCCAAAAUCACCACCUUCCCUCCGGCGCCCGUCACCUGCGAUGCUGUCCGCAACAAAUGCAGAGAAAUGCUGACAACAGCUCUGCAAGCUGAUGAUGACUAUAUUGCCAUUGGCGCGGACUGUGAGCACAUAGCAGCCCAGAUUGAAGAAUGCAUAUACCAAGAUGUCAAGAACACCGACAUGAAAUACAAAAACCGAGUGAGGAGCCGUAUCUCAAAUCUGAAGGACUCCAAAAAUCCUGAGCUGAAAAAGAAUGUGCUGUGUGGGGCGAUUACCCCCGAGCAGAUCGCGGUGAUGACCUCGGAGGAAAUGGCCAGUAAUGAGCUGAAAGAGAUCAGGAAAGCCAUGACGAAAGAAGCAAUCCGGGAGCAUCAGAUGGCCAAGACGGGAGGGACGCAGACUGACCUUUUCACCUGUGGGAAGUGCAAGAAGAAGAACUGCACCUACACCCAGGUGCAGACCCGCAGCUCCGAUGAGCCCAUGACCACCUUCGUCGUGUGCAACGAGUGUGGGAAUCGCUGGAAGUUCUGCUGAUAUGUGCCAUGGCCCGAGAGCGGCAGCCAAACGCAGAUCAGAGCGCAACCUCCAUACGCCAGCUCCCACGGCAAUUGUGUAUUGUGUCCCAAGUGAGUUUGCAUUGUCACGCGCUGAGAGAGCAGCUGCGGGGAGGCCUGCCUCUCCGCUUGGGCCUCAGUGGAGAGCCACAGCUGUGGGCUGACAGGUUGGCAGGAGAGCUCACUAAACACACUUAGUCGUUUUCUCAUCUAAGCGAGUAUGGUCACUUUUUCUUCAAAACUAAUAUUAAACAUUUUUGUCAGUUUCUGACUUUUAUUUGAA
Molecule: messenger RNA, 1485 nt
Organism: Fulmarus glacialis (Northern fulmar)
Lineage: Eukaryota; Metazoa; Chordata; Aves; Procellariiformes; Procellariidae
Gene: TCEA2
Product: transcription elongation factor A (SII), 2
Exons: 11
Coding region: 358-1182 (274 amino acids)
Biological process (GO): DNA-templated transcription; transcription elongation by RNA polymerase II
Cellular component (GO): nucleus
Molecular function (GO): nucleic acid binding; zinc ion binding
Source: RefSeq, a predicted model, not a curated record